This is a messenger RNA of Paecilomyces variotii, 1877 nucleotides long. RefSeq names its product putative tRNA methyltransferase. Gene Ontology annotation, cellular component: cytoplasm. The record is from RefSeq and is a predicted model, not a curated record. Gene Ontology annotation, molecular function: tRNA methyltransferase activity. Gene Ontology annotation, biological process: cytoplasmic translation; tRNA methylation. Bases 304 to 1569 code for a protein of 421 amino acids. NCBI's taxonomy places the organism in Eukaryota, Fungi, Ascomycota, Eurotiomycetes, Eurotiales, Thermoascaceae. The transcript has a single exon.
CCCUUGGCCCUUUGAGUCGCGAUCUCGCUUCUUAGCCAUGAUGAAUGAACGAUGCGGCGCUUAAGUGAGGAGAAUGUAAUGUUCGUCUCUUUGUUGCGCUGCUCAGUUAUUUUUUUACGCGGCAGAAAAACUCCGCCCGCCAUUUUCGGCCUGAUCUUAUCGCACUCCCCCACGUCCGCGAAAAAGAUCACCGACGACUCCUCGGAGCGCGCAAAUGCUUUUUCAAGAUUUUUUUUUACAUUGGAUACCGAACUGGGAGAUAAAAUUGAAAACAGAUACUAACUCAGUCUCAAAUCUUCCGCUAUGGGGAAGUCGUCCAAAGACAAACGUGAUGCCUACUACCGUCUGGCGAAAGAGCAGAAUUGGCGCGCUCGUUCCGCCUUCAAGCUCAUCCAGAUCGAUGAACAAUUCGACCUAUUCGCUCAUGCAGACCCCGAUAGCGUCACGCGGGUCGUUGAUCUGUGCGCCGCUCCGGGUAGUUGGAGUCAAGUGCUCAGUCGAGUUUUGAUCAAAGGCGAGAGCUUUGGACGGAGAGCAUGGCUAGAGAAGAGACGGAAAGAAAAGAGAGCGUUGGAGAGACUGGAGAAGUACAAAGAUCGAUUGGAUGAUGCUGCAGUAGAUAUGGAAGACGGCGAAGAAGAGGAUACAGGCUUGAAGCCUCGGAAAAAUGUCAAGAUCGUCUCUAUUGAUCUCCAGCCCAUGGCCCCACUGGAAGGUAUCACGACUCUGAAGGCCGACAUUACGCAUCCAUCGACAAUUCCUCUGCUUCUACGCGCCUUGGACCCAGAGGCAUACACUUCAUCUUCCCAGUCCGUCUCUAAACAACCACACCCGGUGGACCUUGUUCUGUCCGACGGUGCCCCCGAUGUGACUGGACUCCACGACCUGGAUAUCUAUAUCCAGUCUCAACUUCUCUACGCGGCGCUCAAUCUGGCGAUCGGUGUUCUAAGGCCAGGUGGGAAAUUCGUUGCAAAAAUAUUCCGCGGAAGAGACGUGGACAUCAUAUACGCACAGCUCCGGACCGUUUUCCAGAAAGUCUCCGUGGCGAAGCCCCGAAGCAGUCGUGCUAGCAGUCUAGAGGCCUUCGUUGUGUGCGAGGGGUUCAUCCCUCCCACCAGAGAAGGGGAUGGCGAACGGCAAAUAGGACUAGGUGCCUUACAAGAUCCAUUGUUUGGAGGUGCUGCGGCCGUACCCACUGGCCCUGACCAUACGGUCGAGAUCGAAAUGCCCGAUGGAGAGGAUGAAGAGCGGGAAGAUCGCACUCCUGUUGCAGUAUCAGAACCAGUCUCCACUGCCCCCAACCACUUGACACAGACGCGAGUUCUGGACCCCUCAUCGCAGCCGCGGGGAAUCCAUCCAUUGGAAAGCCGCUGGAUCGCUCCCUUCAUCGCCUGCGGUGACCUAUCGGCCUGGGACUCAGACGCUUCGUACGCCUUACCCGAAGGCUAUGUCAGCCUGGAUCCAGUGCAACCACCUACAGCACCACCUUAUCGCCAGGCGCUCGAAUUGCGGAAGGAGAAGGGAGGCGCAUAUGGGAAAACUAAACUGGGUAGUAUCGGAAGGGCAUAACACCACGGUAAAAGUUGCGCGUUUGUCGAGAAAGUACUUUCUUCAUAUCAAAAUCGUCAAAUAUUCUGGGACGCUUUCUUAUUCACAAUAUUUCAUAUACUAUGCAUAGUAUGGCGGUGGUUAACAACCGAUAGUUGGUGGGAGGUACAAAAAAAGCCAGCUGCAUAUUAUAUCAAGAUACCCUGGAGUUGCAUAGAGAUAGGGGGCCUACUGGGGCUACACAAAAGUCAUAUUCAACAUUAUGAGCCUACAAUGCUACGAUUUGCAUGCGACAGCAGUUCCAACAGGAAAUUUAGGUUGCAUCUUAG